This is a messenger RNA of Limulus polyphemus (Atlantic horseshoe crab), 11713 nucleotides long. RefSeq names its product myotubularin-related protein 13-like. NCBI's taxonomy places the organism in Eukaryota, Metazoa, Arthropoda, Merostomata, Xiphosura, Limulidae. The transcript has 42 exons. The record is from RefSeq and is a predicted model, not a curated record. The coding region runs from base 70 to 6168 and encodes 2032 amino acids.
UCAAAUGGAGAGUAAAAUGUUACGUAAAUUAAGUACGCCUAAAAAAAUCACAUUUGUGUAGUUAGAAGCAUGUCACGUCUGGCCGACUAUUUUGUUAUAGUUGGUUUCGAUCACGACAAAGCAAAUCAAAAGAACAUGCCCUUACAUAAUGAAGAAAGUUCCAAUUUGACGUUGGAUCAGUGUUUAAGUCUGGAUAAGGGGAUGGUACAUCAGUUAAGGAAGAAAUUGAAUAUGCAUGGAGAGGCCCCACAAAAUUUAGAAGCCUCGGACUUCCAUCAGAGAAGUGGUAUUAGUUUUGGAAAAAUUCUUCAACGGUUUCCAGAGAAAGAUUGGGAAGACACACCGUUUAUAGAUGGAAUAGAACUAUUCUGUCAGCCACAAGGAUGGAGUCUCUCAACUGCUCGCCAACAACCCACCUUUUUUGUUUCUGUUUUAACCGACAUCGAUGCCAACCGUCAUUACUGUGCAUGUCUCUCCUUCAACGAACCUGUGGCCAUAACUCCCAGCAAGCCACCAGACGAAGAAGGCGAAGAAGAAAGUUUAGAAUCUUCAAGCGUUCAACAUCAUUCCAUAAUGUAUGCUCCAAAGUGUUUGGUUCUUGUCUCCAGCUUAGAUUAUUUUAUUACCUUCAAGAAUUGCCUGGGAAUAAUCUACAGUGUGUACAUAGAAAACAUGGCAGUUCAGAUAGAGACUCUCAUAGGAAAUAUAUUAGGUUGUGUUCAAGUUCCUCCUCCAGGUGGGCCUCAAGUACGAUUUUCAAUAGGAGCAGGUGACAGACAAGCAUUACAGCCUCCACUUAGCACUACCUUGCCUGUUACACACACCACUGUUUACCAGCUCUUUGAAGAAUUAGGUAUCUACAAUGUUGUUACACUUUGUUGUGCUACAAUGACAGAGCACAAAAUCCUUUUUGAGUCUAGAAGCUAUACAAGGUUAACUGAAGCCUGCCAUGCACUAACUUCACUCAUGUAUCCAUUUAAAUACAGCCAUGUGUACAUCCCACUUCUACCAGCUGCUUUAGUUGAAGUACUUAGCACACCAACACCUUUUAUUAUGGGUGUUCAUUCAUCUGUCAAAGGAGAAAUUGUAGACUUGUUAGAUGUAUUAGUUGUGGACCUUGAUGGCGGGUCCAUAAUUGUGCCUGAAUGUAUUACAGUGCCAAUAUUACCGGAACCUCUACAUUCUCAGCUGUAUACCCAGCUCUGUAUGGUGCUGCGACCAGAGCUGCUAACAGCAGAUGAUGCUUUUCCUCCCGUACAACAGAAAACCUCUCCACAUAAUAUGUUGGAUAAAGAGAUCAGAGCGAUUUUCCUUCGGAUGUUUGCCCAGCUCUUGCAAGGCUAUCGUUCUUGUUUAACAAUAACAAGGAUCCACCCGAAACCAAUCAUUACAUUUCACAAGGCAGCUUUUCUAGGACAGAGAAAUUUUCUGGAUAAUGACUUUGUGACAAAAGUAUUGGAUUGCAUGUUUUUCAACACAUUCGUAUCUGAACGAGGCCCUCCAUAUCGUGUCUGUGAUAUUUUUGAUGAGUUAUAUGCAGGUAUGCAGGACCUGCUAAAGUCAGAAACCAAGGAUCCAGGCCUAGUGAUAAAACAUAUCCAGGAUAUUGCUCAACAACUCUUACAAAAUGUGACUGCUCUGCUACAAGCAAUUCGCCCCCAACAGCCAAGAAUAGUACCAAUGGGCAUUUCCAUCUCCUCCCUUCAAGAAGGAAAGGCUGUUAUAACAAAUAGUGCGCGACGCUUAGAAGUUUUACGAAACUGUAUAAAUUGCAUUUUUGAAAACAAGAUUUCAGAUGCUAGAAAGACAUUCCCUGCUGUAUUAAGAGCUCUUAAGAACAAAACUGCUCGUUUAGCUUUGACUCAGGAGCUAGCACAGCACGUAACUGGGAACAAGGCCAUGUUAGAACAUCAACAGUUUGAUCUAGUUGUACGUCUUAUGAACUGUGCUUUGCAGGAUGAUUCCAGUAUGGAUGAACAUGGAGUUGCAGCAUCAAUUCUUCCACUUUCCAUGGCAUUUUGUAGGAAAUUGUGCACUGGUGUGAUUCAGUUUGCAUACACAUGCAUUCAAGAACAUCCAGUCUGGGUCAACCAGCAAUUUUGGGAGGCAGCUUUUUAUCAAGAUGUUCAGCGAGAUAUUAAGGCUUUGUAUCUCCCACAGAAAAAUAAUUCUCAUUCUGAUAAAGAGCUUCCACUUUCUCCUGUUAGUCCUCAUGAAAAUAAGGAUUUAAAUUCCAUAUGGAAUCGGGAUGUAGGACGAUCUGUUUAUGACAUAACCAACAGAAAAUCAACUACAUUUAGACCUCCGGAACCUAGUGCUUUGGAAAUAGCUGCAGAACAGAUGAGACUUUGGCCAAACUUAACGAAAGAGCAACAACAAGAGAUGGUAUCGAAUGAAGAGUCAACAGUGUAUAGUCAAGCCAUUCAUUAUGCCAACCGAAUGGUGUCUCUACGUGUACCAUUAGACAUCAACAAGAACGCCAAGUCUCCAGUAGAUGUUGAGCGAGAAAGCAAUAGUAACAGUAACAUAACAAAUAGUUUAUCUGAAAGUGAUAGUAUGGAUGCAGAAAGUGGGUUUGAAGAAGAUACAUCUGAAGUAGGAGCAAAUGUUGUUAAGUUUGUUUCGAGGUUUGUGGACAAAGUUUGCACAGAGAGUGGUGUUACGGAAGAACAUAUCAAGUCACUGCACCAGAUGAUACCAGGUGUAGUAGCCAUGCAGAUAGAAACACUUGAGGCUGUCCACAGAGAAAGUAAACGACUGCCUCCUGUCUUGAAGCCUAAAAUUCUUGCACCAAGUCUUCUACAAGGAGAGGAGCUUGUUAUGGAAGGACUACGUGUUUAUCUCAUUCCUGAUGGACGAGAAGAUGGCACUGGUGGUGUUCUGGGUGGACCAUGUUUGCUUCCCACAGAAGGAGCAGUAUUUCUAACAAAUUACCGUAUAAUAUUUAAAGGAACACCGUGUGAUCCUUUUGCAUCUGAACAACUGGUAGUUCGAUGUUUUCCAGUAGCCACACUGACCAAAGAAAAGAGGGUUAACGUGCAGUGUCUUUCUCAUGUGGACCAGUUUCUCCAAGAAGGCAUACAACUUCGUUCUAAUACAUUCCAGUUAAUUAAAGUAGCAUUUGAUGAGGAAGUGACAUCAGAGAGUAUUGAAAUGUUGAGGAAGCUAAUACACCGUGUACAUGCACCACCAACGAUUUAUCAUCUUUUUGCAUUUAGUAGUAAUUUAACCAUGCCUCAGACUCCACUUCACAAACAGAAGGAAAAAAAUGCAACACUGAAAGUCUUGGCCAAAAAGACCUUGUUAAGGACAGCAAUGAAAGCUGGAUUCAAGUCAAAACAUUCAUCCAGAAAACAAAAGUAUAUAAUUCAAGGCCCACCAAGUGUCCACACACUUCCAAGCCCUGGUAGAGGAUCGAGUACCAACUUUGAUAUUGAAACUGGAGAAAGGCCGACUUCUAUGUUUGAUGAUGAGUUAUCAAUGCUUGAUGAGGUGGACUCGAUUGGUAGCAGCCCACAAGGACCUCCUUUUUCACCACAUGUGGACUCCAAAACUCUAGAAAAGAUCACUGAACGUAGCUAUUGUAAAGAUUAUCAGAGGCUUGGUUUGGGAACUGUUAGCAGUUCCACUAUUAGGAGUAAGAAUGAAAGCAAUACUGUAUUUUUUAUGUAUAGCUACCCUGCACUUGUUGUGGUUCCAGCAGCUGUAAGCGAUGACAGUGUUCGAAAGUUUUCACGAUGUUAUCGACAUUGUAGAUUUCCUGUCAUUUCCUGGUGUCAUCCAAGGACAAAGGCUCUUCUUCUACGUGGCAGCAGUUUUCAUGGAAAGGGAGUUAUUGGAAUGUUGAAAGGACCACCAUCUUCUUCAGGCACAUCAAGUGAAACGUCUACACACAUUGAACAAGAGAAAUUCAUUUCUAGCAUCGUUGAUUGUACACCUCUGGUCCGAGGAGGUAAAGCAGGAAUUAAUGAUUCAACACUUAGUAUUACAUCUCUAGUGAUGGGUUCUGCUGGCCUGGACAAUUUUCCUACUUUGACCCCUGAGCUAGCACGACGUGGUAACCCCUUACAGAAGGCAGUGAACAGUUUGCGAUCAUCUGGUGGCAAAGGUGGAAGACAAUUACGAUGGGGCAGCCUAAAGGAGAGAAGACAAGGGUCAAUCACAAGUCUAGGUUCAGAAAUGGGCUAUCGCACCUCAAGAUUAUCUGAUUUUGCUGAUGGAAUAGAAGGAAGUGCUCAUACAUUUCAACGAGUGGCACUGUAUGUGUUUGGAGAAAAAGCUCAGAUCAAGGGUUUGAAACCAGAGUCUUAUCCAAAUUGUGACUUCAUACCGGUCGAUUUCACGGAAGUACGCCAGAUCAAAGCAAGCUUCAAGAAACUUAUGCGGGCAUGCAUCCCAAGUGACCCUGUAACAGAUCCAGACCUGAAUUUUUACAGAAGCACAGAAAAUUCAGAAUGGCUGAACCAGCUCCAGAAUGUUCUACAGCUGUCUGGAGCAGUAGUUGACUUGAUGGAUGUGCAAGGCUCAUCUGUGAUGAUAUGUCUAGAAGAUGGGUGGGAUGUUACUUGUCAAGUGUCAUCCAUUGCUCAGCUUUGUCUUGAUCCCUACUACCGGACUUAUGAAGGAUUUCGAACCUUAAUUGAGAAGGAAUGGCUAGCUUUUGGUCACCGCUUCAGUCACAGAGGUAAUCAUACUGCUGCUACUGUAGCCAGUGGAUUUGCUCCUGUGUUUUUGCAAUUUCUGGACAUUGUGCAUCAGAUUCAUUUGCAAUUUCCAUUAUCAUUUGAAUUCAACCAGUACUUUUUGAAGUUUAUGGCCUACCAUUAUGUCUCGUGCCGUUUUCGCACAUUUCUUUUGGAUAGUGAAUGUGAGAGGGAAGAAGCAGGUUGGCUGACAGAUGAACGAGGAUCUAAGUAUCGUGGUCUGGACAGUGGGUCAGAUGAUGAAACAGGGUUUUCAGGAAAGACAGGUACUCUAAACAACAUCUCGAGUGUUCUUGGUCCAUCUCUGUGGGAUUACUUAGAUAAGCUGUGGACUAGGUCAACUAUGUUUUACAAUUUCCUCUAUGUUCCCAAUUUAGAAGAUGGGGUCUUAAGACCAUAUUCCAACAUUUCCAACUUGGAGAUAUGGGAUUAUUACCUGAAGGAGGAGCUUUCACAUGGCCCACCAUAUGAUUUAGAAGCAGUUGCCAUGGAGAAGCAGAGGGAGGAAGAAUCAGAAGCAGCUGAUGGAAUUCCUCGAGAAACUUCUCGUAGGAUAGUCAAUGCUUGUUAUGAUAAUAUGCAGGCUGUUCAACCGGAUGUGUUCAGUCAACUUCUAGAGGUCAUCCCCAACCUUGAGACUGAGCUUGGUCACUUACCACAGAAGUGGAUGGUUUUAUGGGAUAAGUUAGAGCUACCUGCUUCUGAUUCACACAUCAGACAAGCUUCUUUCACCACACAACUUAUUAGAUCCCAUGGAAGAUCUAUCCACAAAAGAUCAACAAUUGAGAUUUUGAUUCGAGGCAAGAUGGUUGGGGAGUCUAACCAACCUCAAGUUUAUUCUCAUCCUCAUCGAUUUGAAAAAUACAACUACACAACACCAACUUAUUGUGACUAUUGCUCUCACGUGCUUUGGGGUUUGGUAAAAACUGGUAUGAGGUGCAUGGACUGUGGAUAUAAUUGCCAUGAAAAAUGCAUGGAAUCAGUCCCCAAGAACUGCACUAAAUAUAAAUCUGUUAGUGAUUCAGGAGCUGCAUCUGUUUCUCUGUCCAAGGGUGGCAGUGCUGAGAAUUCUUCAGUGGCAUCUAGUGUAACAACAGUGCAAACCAGUAGUCAAUAUUACAAUCAGUUUUCAUCUAAUGUUGCUGAAAACAGAACCCAUGAAGGCUAUCUAUUUAAACGUGGGGCUCUUUUAAAGGGUUGGAAACAGAGAUGGUUUGUUCUUGAUUCUAUUAAACACCAAUUACGUUAUUAUGAUGUUAUGGAAGAGUCGCACUGUAAGGGAGUCAUUGACAUAGCUGAAGUUGUUUCUGUAACACCAGUUGCUCCACCGCAGGGAGUUACAAAGAAGUGUGAUGAAAAAUCAUUCUUUGAUUUAAGAACAGUACGGAGAAUAUACAAUUUUAUGGCAGCCGAUGGUCAAGCAGCCCAGGAAUGGAUAGAAAAGAUACAGGCAUGUCUGCAGUAACAAAAUGUAAAACUACUUUUAGUUCACUUUGUUUCAUUGUGGGCACAGUUUUGGGGAGCCUUUGUGUGUGUUUUACACUUACAUUAAUAAAUGGAGCUACAGACACAAGACCUGACCUUAGCAGGCCUUAGUUCAUAACAUAAUUUUUAUUUUACUAAACAGCCAGCUGGUUAGCCAGCAUUUAAGACCAGUGAUAGUCAAAAUAAGAUUUAAUGGCUAUAAUAUGCAUUAAGGCUUUUUAUUUCCUUCCUCUUUGGUUUGUUAGAAGGAAAACAUGGCUCCAAAAAACAUCUUUAGAAAAAUAUAAAUGAAUAUAGCAUAUUUCCCAACAAAGAUAAAAUAUGUAGCAGUAGUGUGUUCAGAUAAUUUGUUUCUGGUUUUAGUUUUAUCAGUGUCCUUUGCAUCACCAAUGUAUCUAAAGUAUUUUUAAUAACACACGAAGUACUAAAGUAGCUUCAUAUAUGCUUGAAUUAUUACAAAUCGAGUGGUUAAUAGUGGUGAUGAAAAAUGUUCCUGAAUGAUAUAUUUGUGUGUUUAUUUACUUAGAUAAAUUUUUUUUUUAUCUCGCUGGUUGUUUAUCACAUGUAAAAGGAGAUAUUGUUUUUGCCACAUUGUUUGCAAGUAGGAGUGAAUAUGUUAUGUACCAUUACAUGUGAUUAAUAUAAUCAAGUAAUAAUGACGGUAAUGUGUGGAAUUAAAGCUUCGGCACCUACAAUCCUGAUAAAUAAAUGGUUAUUAAAGGUGACAUCAUACUGAAAAUUUAAUUUUGUUAUCAUUCUUAGCAAUGACUAUCCUACAUUGUUUUAGCACAAACUAGAUGAAAGCACCUCUUUCUUCUUUUUACCUGUAAGUAUUCAUUGUAUUAUUACAUUUUGUGAUGGGUCCAUAUCAUUUUAUUAUGUAUUGUAUUAUUACAUUUGUGAUGGGUCCAUGUCAUUUUAUUACGGACUGUUGUACUUUAAUGCUUCUGUGGCAUGUUUAAUUGAAAAUACUCUUAAUUUGAAGUCAGUCACGGCGGCUAUUGGAAGACAGCUCAGACAAACUUGAAUUUGUACGUUUAAAGACAUCAAGUUAAGGUCUUCCUCCCCUGUAAUCAAGAAUGAUGGCAGGGUAAGCAAAGUGGUAUCUUUCCAGGAAUUUACUGAAUGUUUAAAUGAUACGUUUGUGAUAGUGGUUUUAAUGGUAGUGCCUUUUAUUUCUCCAACUAAUGCUAUUCUCAGGCUAUUUAUUUUGUUAUUAAUAGACAAACUUUCAGCAGGGAUGUUUUAAUAGAUAUGUUCAUCUACAGCAGUGUGGUUUAAACUACGUGCAAUUACUUAUAGUAUGUACAAUUAAAAAAUAAAUAAAUAGGAAACAUCUCUUUAGAGAGAAUACCAUUUUUAAAUGUAGUACAAAAUAUAUGACACCAUAACUUAAAAAAUGUUAUCCUAUCAGCAUUAAAUUGAUGUAUUAAAAGAAUGAUUGCAGAUAUUUUGCAUCUGAAAUUUCACUUUUGUAUCAAAAUUGUUUUGUAACAUUUUAGCAAUACUUCUGAAGCUUCAGGAUAAUAAAUAAUAUAUAAGCAAUUUAUUUUCAGACAUUAAUUUUGCUUUAUAUAUUCUUGAUUGUAUGAGAAUAGAAAAGAGAGAACUACUCAUUCUGACAUAUUUUUUUAAGCUACUAGUUUUUGAAAUUAAUAACCCUGUAAUAUGUUUUACUUUAACAAUCUACUAAAAUUGCCUAAUAUAAUUUUGGACAUUUAAGAUACCUUAGCUAAUAGACAUAAACCGCAUAAUAGGUUUUGAAUUUUUUAUAUUCAGUGGUUUCCAUUUGAACAUAAUAAAAAAAAAAUUAACAUUAUUAUUGGAAUUUCCUUUUUGUUCAGUUUCUUCAUGGAAUAAUUUUUAAUUUAUCAUUAAAAUUUUAAUUGUAAAUGCUUUGAUAUAAAUCAUUACUUGCCUAUUUUGACAGUUACUAAAUAUACUUUAAAAUUUUAAAGUAUGUCAAUCAUGAACAAAUCUUAUGUCAUUAUAGAUUUAAUUAUUUUGAAUGCAACUACAAAAAAAAUGGAAGUUUGAAAUAAAUUAUAAGAUCAUGAAGAGAUGUCAUACAAAGAAAAUGUGUGUGUUUAUUUUUAUUAUAACUUUAUACCAAGCUCUGAAAAGCAUUUUGAAUUAGUUACUACUUUAAGAAAUGUGGGUGUACAAUCUCCUUAAGAUUGUGCAGAGGAAGUAAAAAGGAGUCAUUUGAUUUUGUUUACUUUAAUUGAUAUAGACUUUCAGAAAAUACAUGUAGAUUUAGCUUUAGGCUUAUGCAAGCAGAUGGUGCUCCUUCACUUCUUGUCCAGAGGUGUUGAUAUCCCUAAUUUUUGAUUAUUUCUUCAAAACGUUUCACAUAUGCUCUAGGACUGCCUAUAUGAAGUUUUGCUCUUGGUUACUUCUCUUUUUUGUGUAAGAUGCAUUAAAAUCCUUUGUAAAUAUGAUACUGUGUGCUUCUAAUCUUUGUGAAUUGUGUGAAUGUCCAGCACUUUUUUUUUUUCUAAAUAUUUCCAUUGUGUUCCUAGCUUUUUAACUUCCAUGAUUGUCAUUGCUGUAAAUACAUAUGUUGAUCAAGAGAUUUUAUGGUAAGUACAAUUGAAGGAAUAUUGUUUGAAAGUGCGUUGCAACAGCAUUUUCUUAAGAAUCUCCAUAGCUAAAUCUGGUUCUCUCAUCUGCAUCUCUUAUUAGUGUAUUGUGCCCAUAAUAUAUAUUAAUACUUGGAGAACACAAGUGUUUUAACUUUUUAAGUGUUUUUUAGAUAGCUCUGUGAUGAUCUUGUUAUAAAUGUAUAUUUUUCAGUGUUCUACCAUCCAGUGAUAGAUAUAUUUUAUUCUUGACAUUGAUGAAGAAAUAGAAACAUAAUUCCCACCCAUAAUGGAUAAUGUUUUGAACUGGUCUUGUAGGUAUUUGUAUAUUAACAUUAGGAUGUUUCUACACAAACGAUUAAAAUUUAUAGAUGUAAUUACUUUUUAUUUAAAUAAAAAUUCCAACUAUCAAAAUUUUUAAACUUUUUUAAAGCAUUUUUAUUUUUCAAAAUGUCAAGAGAGGAAGUUUUGGAAAAAAAGUAAUAGAAAUAAUCUUUUUAUUUCUCAUUGCAGUUGAAAAUGAGAAAUAUUUCAUGUGGUCAGGAACAAUUUGUCUGUUCAUGUAAUUUAAUGAUACAGUGUAAUAUAGUGGAUAUGCUUUAUCUUUUAAUAUUUGAUAACCAUCUGAAAAAACAAACAAACAACAACCUUAUUUUUCAGUGAUAUGUGUCAUGAUUUAUUUAAGUAACUGUUCAGUUUUUUUAUUUUUGAUAAUUUGUCUGCUGCCCCCUGGUGGUUCAGCAGUAAACUUAAGGGUUUAUAUCACAAAAAGUUGGUGUUUAAUCCCUGUGGUGGGGACAUUAUAGGUAGACCACUGCAGCUUUGUGCUUAAAAACAAAAAUUUAUGUGCUGUGAUUAUCUGUCUAUACAGUAUUUUAUUAAUCAAUAUCACCUAGAUAUAUUGCUCAUAAAAUUUUUUUUUACAAAGUAAAAUUCCAUUUGGCAGAACUGGUAAGUACUUUUGUGUCGGUAAUGCAAACAGUCUUCAUACAUACUUUUAUUAGAUAUUUCUUACUAUUUCAUUGUUGAUUAUAUUCCUUUUUGUGUAAUUUGGGUAUACUUACAUUUAACAUAGUUGCCAGAUUUUGACAAAGUAGUUUUGUGCCUGUUAAACUGUACCAUCUGAACUUUACUAGACAAAACAGACAGCUGAACAAUCAGAUGAUGAAAUAUUCUUUGAAGGAGAGAAUAGGAGUUGUGUUACUAGUAUAUGUUCUCAAAUUUUAUUGUAAAACACUUGGAUGUCUACCUUGGUUUAUGACACAUUCUGAAAAAGUAUGCUGUAAACUGUAUAAUUUUCACAGUUUAUUCUUGAUUUGGCUACUAACAGUUACAGAUGUAGUUACUUUUGGGUUUAAAGUAACACCAUGUAAUUCCUGAAAUAUGGUAAGUUUUAAUGACCAUAAUAUUAUCACAUUAAUUAAACAAUUUAAGCAUGAUAGAGUUCAUCUUAUGUAUUAUCCUGUAUGACACAGAGGUCCAUAAACAUAAAAUAGUCAAUAUCGGAACACACAAUAUUUUUGUUGAAGUUUUUUCCUUGAAAGACACUCGGUAUGAUGAGUCGUGAUAUAGCUUUCUGGAACAACAAUGAUAAGUACUUGAGCAGCUUUUGGAGCAUUUAUAGGAACACUGAUGAAUUUCUGUGCACAUGGCUAACAGUUAUUGUAGAAGAAAAAAGUUUGUCAGUAUGAAGUUUGAAGAUUUAUAUGAUAAAAAUCUGUUAUUCUACCAGAUUCCUAAUUAAUUUAGCAUCUGCAGUAUUAUUCUGUACUGUAUAAUUUGUAGUAUAUAUACAUAUGUGACAGUUUGAUUAACUUGCUAAUGAUGAAGCUUGGAUUAACUGCUUUGGAUAAUAUCUCGUAGUAAAUUAUGUUUUUAAUAUCCUUAAGUUUUAUUCUUGGCUUUCAAUAAGGCUUGAUAUUCAUCUUGUGCUUACAUUGUAGUCUAGAGGGUUACCCACAGAGAGUGCUUUAAAACUGAACCAACCCAGAAUUAUAAAUUGGUGAAGAGAACACCAGUAACUAUUAGAUAGUUUCUUGUCCAACACUGUUACCUAUCUAUAGCAAAACUAAAGUCUGGAUACUAAAUGUUUUUUUUUGCCACAUAGUAGUAAACUUGUUUUGUUUAUAUUUGAUUCUGCUGAAAUGGUAACCUUGCAGGUUACAUAAUACUAAGUAUAACUUUACACUUGGUACUCUAGCUUUGCAUAUUAUUAAAAACGAAUUUCACUUGAUGCAGGUCAUGUAAUAAAGUUAGGUUGUUCUCAGUUUAUGUAUAAUUCACUUUACAUUUCAAUAAGUAUGCUACAUGCAACAGAGAAGUGUUGUUUGGCACGAGUUUAGUGUUACUUUGCAUAUAAAAAAAAUUGUGUGAAAUAACCAUUUAAAUCACACAUUUAGGUUAAACUGACAUUUUCUUAAUUAGUUCCCAUAACUCGAAACUUUCAAAGAAAAUAAAAAUAUAAUCAUUUGAGAAAUAACUGGAGCACCCAAACAAACACUGAAGACUUUCUGUGUACGUGACCAAAAGUUCUUGUACAAGAAAAGAGCUAAACUCUAACUUAGUCUUUACUAAUAUAUAGUAAAAGUAAAACACUUCCAUAAGAUCAAUUGACAGAAAAUAAGAUUUCCUUUCUACAUGUCCCCCAGUGGGUCAGCAGUAAGUCUUUGGAUUUAUAACACUAAAAUCAGGUGUUUGAUUCUCCUCAGUGGGCACAGCAGAUAGCCCAAUGUGGCUUUGCUACAACCAAACACACACCAUUCUACAUGUGCAUAUAUUAUGGGGGACUGACUAUUCAGGUAAUACAGAAUGUAAGUUACACACUAGUGACUUUGUUUCGGUAGUUCUAAUUUGUCUUGUCUUAUUUGAGAACAAGUAGAUGCUAAGAAACAGGUAAGUACCCUAGAUUCUUUUCUUUUUUUUUUUUUCAAGCUCAUGUAUGUU